GCUCAGCACACAGAAACAUGCCUUGACCCAAUGUGCACUUUCACGUUACAGGAAUGGUUGGAAUUUUGCGGACUGUAGACGUUCUGGAUCGUUUGGAAUAAUUUUCCGAAUGAGAUGCGCGUGAGCCAUGGAAUUACCACUGAUAUGGAUGUGCUUUGGAUUACUUAUUAAUCUCCCACCGUUUGGAUGCGUGGAUUUGCAUCUAUCAGGGUCCCUCCAGCCUGGUGCAACACUGGCAAAUGUAUCAAUCGGACCAGAAUGGACGUACAGAAUCGACAGAAGUCUAACAGAUAAGUCUUUACGACACUUCGUGAAGAUCGGGAGAAGUGAUGGGCUGCUAUCUGUCGCGCGCAAAAUUGACUGCACUCGUUUACCGAGAAAUCCCGUGCCACUGUAUUUGCGGAUUAAAUCACUGCUUUCGGAAAACUUCAUACUGCUUCAUUUCAAUACAUUCGUGCAUGGUCAGAACUGCUUCAUCAAAUACAAAAGAAAAAAUCUUAAUCCAGAUGCCUACAUGUAUCUGUUGACUGGGUAUGAGACAUGUUUUUCUUUGGACUCCUUACCCAUCAACAUUUACGAACGUUUGCCUGUAUCCAUGCAGAAUUCCCAAAUGUUUCGCGGUAGGUGCGUAGAGAAAGACCAGCGGCGUGUUAUUUCCCUCACAGGCGCGAACCUCUGUUUACCUCAUAAGCAGCGAGAUGAGGCAAAUGUGCUUUGUUUAAUGCCUAACUCACUAAAUAGCUCUUUAUUUGUAGAUGUUAAGUUACAUUUAAGCAGAGAACACACUGGCAGUGAAUUAGACCCGUGGGCUAAACGUCAAAAAAGAAACGUGAACUCCGCUCCUCAGUUUCAGCUCCCAAACUACCAUGUAUCGGUGCCAGAGAAUGAGCCCUCAGGAACGCGAGUCAUUACCCUCAAAGCGUUCGACGCCGAUGACGGAGACGCCGGUGUUAUCGAAUACGAUAUGGAAGCUCUUUUUGACAGCCGCUCUAACAAUUUAUUUCAAAUUAACCCUGAGACGGGAGGUAUAACUACUCUACAGCCUCUAGACAGGGAAGUUAAAGACACUCAUGUGUUUAAAGUUACUGCUACUGAUAGAGGAACCCCUAAAAGAUCAGCUAUCGCCUACCUCACUAUUACAGUCAGUGAUACUAACGACCACGCGCCGGUUUUCGAACAGAAUGAGUAUAGGGUUAGUAUUCGAGAAAAUGUUGAAGUAGGCUUUGAGGUGAUGACUAUUAGGGCUACAGAUGGAGAUGCGCCCUCUAAUGCCAAUAUGAUUUAUAAGAUUGUGAAUGAUGAAGAGGUGAACGCUUACUUUGAAAUUGAUCCAAGAAAUGGGUUGGUCAAAGCCAGAGUCAGACCAGACAGAGAAGUCAAAACCCAGUAUAGGCUUUUUGUUGAAGCUAACGACCAGGGCAGAGAGCCCGGGCCACGUACCGCCACAGCCACGGUGCACAUUUUUAUAGAGGAUGAGAAUGAUAACUACCCUCAGUUUAGCGAAAAGCGAUAUGUAGUUCAAGUUCCUGAAAACAUAGCCGUGAACUCUCAAGUGGCUGUGGUGAAGGCUACGGAUAAAGAUGCUGGAAAUAAUGCGAAAGUGCAUUACAGCAUCAUCAAUGGGAAUAUAAAGGGACAGUUUUACAUACACUCCCCUACGGGAAUCAUUGAUGUUAUCAGCCCUUUAGAUUAUGAGAUGAUAAGAGAGUACACACUGAGAGUGAAAGCUCAAGAUGGAGGACGGCCGCCUCUUAUUAAUGGCACAGGUAUGGUUGCAAUCCAAGUGUUAGAUGUCAACGAUAAUGCACCCAUGUUUGUCAGCACGCCUUUUCAAGCCUCAGUGUUAGAAAAUGUUCCUGUAGGUUACUCUGUGUUACACAUCCAAGCUAUCGAUGCUGAUUCAGGUGACAAUGCUCAUUUGGAAUACAAGCUGACCGAUACAUCACCUAGUUUCCCAUUCAUUAUCAAUAACAACACCGGAUGGAUUACAGUUAGUGCUGAGCUGGACAGGGAGACUACAGAGUUUUACAAUUUUGGUGUUGAGGCCAGAGACCACGGGGUUCCUACAAUGUCAUCUUCAGCUAGUGUAAGUGUCACUAUACUAGAUGUAAACGACAAUGUCCCAACCUUCACGCAGCACUUGUAUAACCUAAAAGUCAAUGAGGAUGCAGUUGUGGGCACCAGUGUGCUUACAGUCACUGCUGUAGACAGGGAUGUAAACAGCGUGGUCACAUACCAAAUAUCUAGUGGGAACACUCGGAACAGGUUUGCUAUUACCAGCCAGAGCGGAGGGGGACUUAUUACUUUAGCGCUACCUCUGGACUACAAGCAAGAACGGCAGUAUCUCUUAACAAUCACUGCCUCGGAUGGUACGCGCCACGACACAGCUCAAGUCUUCAUUAAUGUGACUGAUGCCAACACCCAUCGACCAGUAUUUCAAAGUGCCAACUACCAGGUUUUAGUGAGCGAGGACCGACCCGUAGGCUCCAGAGUCGUGGUCAUCAGUGCCACUGAUGAAGACACUGGUGAAAACGCCCGCAUCACUUAUGUAAUGGAGGACAAUGUGCCACAGUUCAAAAUUGAUCCUGACACUGGUGCCAUCACGACUCAAAUUGAGAUCGACUAUGAAGAUCAGGCCUCCUACACGCUAGCCAUCAUUGCCCGAGACAACGGCAUCCCCCAGAAAUCAGACACAACCUAUGUAGAGAUCAUUGUUCUUGAUGCCAACGACAAUGCACCCCAGUUCCUCCGGGACAUCUACCAGGGAACAGUGUUUGAGGAUGCACCAGUAUACACAAGUGUACUCCAGGUAUCCGCUUCAGACAGAGACUCUGGAUCUAACGGUCGACUCAGCUACACCUUUCAGGGAGGGGAUGAUGGUGAGGGGGACUUUUUUAUUGAGCCUUAUUCUGGGAUCAUCAGAACGGCCCGCAAGCUAGACAGGGAAAAUGUUGCAUUGUAUAGCCUCAAGGCAUUUGCGGUGGACAAAGGAGUGCCCCCUCUCAAAGCAGCUGUGGACAUUCAUGUGUCUGUGCUGGACAUAAAUGACAAUGCCCCUGUGUUUGAGAAGGACGAAUUGUACUUUUACGUGGAGGAAAACAGUGCAGUAGGAUCCACUCUUGCCCGCGUAAGUGCCACAGACCCAGAUGAAGGUACCAACGCCCAGAUCCUGUACCAGAUUGUAGAGGGCAAUAUUCCUGAAGUCUUCCAGCUCGACAUCUUUAGCGGAGAUCUAAUCGCCCUUACUGACCUAGACUUUGAGACCAAGAUGGAGUAUAUAAUAGUGGUCCAGGCCACUUCAGCCCCGCUUGUCAGCCGGGCCACUGUACAUGUCCUCCUAGUAGAUGUCAAUGACAACAUCCCAGUUCUACAGGAUUUUGAGAUCAUUUUCAACAACUACAUUACCAAUAAGUCCAGCAGCUUUCCCACAGGAGUUAUUGGGAAGGUGCCUGCUCGUGAUCCAGACGUGUCCGACAAGCUCCUCUACACAUUUGUUGAGGGAAAUGAGCUCAACCUGCUGAUUCUCAAUCAAGACACUGGGGAGCUAAAGCUGAGCAAGGACUUGGAUAACAACAGGCCGCUUGAGGCUACAAUGAGGGUGACGGUUUCAGAUGGACUCCACCAGGUCUCGGCCCUCUGCACCCUACGGGUGACCAUCAUAACGGACGACAUGUUGACGAACAGCAUCACCGUUCGUCUGGAGAACAUGUCUCAAGAGCGUUUCCUCUCCCCUCUGCUGUCUCUCUUUACUGAAGGCGUAGCCGCAGUCUUGUCCACCAGUCCUGACGGUGUCUUCGUCUUCAAUGUCCAAAAUGACACGGACGUUAGCGGCAGCAUUGUCAACGUCACUUUCUCGGCCCUGCUCCCGGGUGGAGCUCCGGGACGUUAUUUCCCGUCAGAGGAGCUGCAGGAGCAGCUGUAUCUGAACCGUACGUUGUUGACGUUGAUCUCGACUCAGCGCGUCCUGCCGUUUGAUGAUAAUAUCUGUUUGCGGGAGCCCUGUGAGAACUACAUGAAGUGCGUAGCUGUUCUGAAGUUUGACAGUACGGCUCCCUUCGUGGCGUCCAACACAGUUCUCUUCAGGCCCAUACACCCCAUGAACGGGUUACGCUGUCGAUGUCCUGACGGUUUCACUGGAGACUACUGUGAGACAGAGGUGGACCUUUGUUACUCAGGCCCAUGUCAGAACAACGGGAAGUGCCGCAGUCGAGAGGGGGGAUACACCUGUGAGUGCCCGCAAGAUUUUACAGGAGAGCGCUGUGAGGUGAAUGCGCGUUCAGGCCGAUGUGUUCCUGGUGUGUGUAAGAACGGUGGCAGGUGUGUGGACCUGCUGGUGGGAGGUUUCCUGUGCCAGUGUCCUGAUGGCGAGUAUGAGAAGCCCUACUGCGAGAUGACCACACGCAGCUUCCCUGGCCAGUCCUUCAUCACCUUCAGAGGCCUGAGGCAGAGAUUUCACUUCACCCUUUCCUUUACGUUUGCUACCAGGGAGAGAAACGCCCUGCUCCUAUAUAAUGGCAGGUUUAAUGAAAGGCAUGAUUUCAUUGCGAUUGAAAUUAUUGAAGAGCAAAUCCAGCUGACCUUCUCUGCUGGAGAAACUAAAACCACGGUGACUCCAUUUGUAGCUGGUGGGGUUAGUGAUGGACAAUGGCACAGAGUACAUCUACAUUACUACAACAAGCCCAAUAUAGGGCGUCUUGGCAUCCCUCACGGCCCCUCUGAGGAAAAGGUUGCUGUGGUUGCCGUCGAUGAGUGUGAUGUGGCCAUGGCUCUGCGUUUCGGGGGACAGAUUGGGAAUUACAGCUGUGCAGCCCGUGGCACCCAAACAGGCCAAAAGAAGUCAUUGGAUCUAACAGGACCUCUGCUCCUGGGUGGCGUCCCAAACCUCCCUGAGGAUUUCCCUGUACAGAACCGAGACUUUGUUGGCUGCAUUAGGAACCUGACAAUUGACAGCAAGCCCAUAGACAUGGCCAGUUUUAUUGCCAACAAUGGCACCUUAGCAGGUUGUGCAGCAAAACAUGACUUUUGUAGCCAGGUUGUUUGUCAGAAUGGAGGUGUAUGUGUGAAUAGAUGGAACACCCACACCUGUAACUGCCCAUUAGGCUAUGGAGGAAAGAACUGUGAACAUGUUAUGCCUGCUUCCCUGCAUUUCGAUGGCCACGCAUUGGUGUCAUGGAGCGAGACAGACAUCACCAUCGCUAUUCCCUGGUACAUGGGUCUUAUGUUUCGCACCCGAAAAAGCACAGGCGUUUUACUGCAGGCCAGUGCUGGAGAUUUUUCCAAGAUUAGUAUUAUGGUGAACAACAGACACCUUCGGUUCCAGGUGUUUCUGGGGGUCCGACGAGUGGCGCUCUUAGAUUUUCCUCAGGUAUGCGUGGAUAACGGUGAAUGGCACCAUGUGCUAGUAGAGCUCAAGAGUGGAAAAGAUGGCAAAGACAUCAAAUAUAUGGCUCUCGUGUCUUUGGACUAUGGCAUGUUUCAGAGGACAGUGGAGAUCGGUAACGAGCUGCCUGGGCUUAAACUGAGGAACUUGUUUAUCGGUGGACUGCUUAAGAAAGACAGCACUGUGCAGGCUGGAUUUACUGGCUGCAUGCAGGGUAUGCGAAUGGGCGAGACCUCCACCAACACUGCAAACAUCAACAUACGACAUGCGACGCGAAUCCGCGCGAAAGACGGAUGUAACAUACCCGAUGCAUGUCAGUCCAACCUGUGUCCAUCUCACAGCCGCUGCGCAGACAACUGGGCAUCCCACACAUGUGUCUGCGAGCCAGGUUAUUUUGGCAGGGACUGUAUGGAUGCGUGUCUCUUGAACCCUUGUGAACACACUUCCUCCUGUGUUCGUAAACCCAGCACCAAACGUGGCUACAGCUGUGAGUGUGGACACAAUUACUAUGGCCAAUACUGUGAGCACAAAGGGGACCAACCUUGUGCUCGCGGCUGGUGGGGAUACCCGACCUGUGGGCCCUGUAACUGCGAUGUCAGCAAAGGCUUCAAAAGGGACUGUAAUAAAACCACCGGAGAGUGUAGCUGCAAGGACAAUUACUUUCGGCCUCUUGGUGCAGACACUUGUUACCCGUGUGAUUGUUUUCACCUUGGAGCGCAUUCCCGGACAUGUGACCCUGUAACGGGCCAGUGCCCCUGUAAGAUGGGUGUGGUGGGUCGUCAGUGCAACCGUUGUGACAACCCCUUCGCAGAGGUGACAGUCGGGGGAUGUGUGGGUAUGUGUGAUGUCAACUGGCCAGGAUUAUUGUUGAAUGGUUUAUCAAUAUAUAUCCUCAUUUGUUGUUUGACAGGCACAGCUAUCCGUCAUUGCAGCGAUGAUAAAGGUUGGUUUCCACCUGAGCUCUUCAACUGCACUUCCCUCAGCUUUUCAAAGCUAAAGAAAGAGAGUGAGGAUCUUCAUGCUAAUGCUUCUCGAAUGGAUGGAGAAAGAUCAAAAAGCCUUGCAGGCCUGCUGCACUCUGCCACUGACCACACAGAUCGCCUCUUUGGGAAUGACGUGAGGACUGCCUACCAUCUUCUGGCCAGUGUGUUAGAGCAUGAGAGUCUGCAGCAGGGCUUUGAGCUCACCGCCACUCAUGAUGCCGAUUUCAACAAGAACAUCAUUAAAGCUGGAAGUGCCAUCCUUGACCCUGUCAACAAGGAGCACUGGGAGAAGAUUCAGUGCUCUGAUGGCGGGACGGCGCAUCUGCUGCACCACUUUGAGGAGUAUGCCAACACUCUGGUACAGAACAUGAGGAAGACCUACUUGAGACCCUUCACCAUCGUCACUGACAACAUGAUUGUGGCAUUAGAUUUUCUGGACUCCACUGCAAACCAAGACAAGAUUCCUCGAUUUCAGGAAGAUAAUGAGGUGUACUCAAAAGAGCUGGAGUCAUCUGUCCUGUUCCCAAACCUGCCGAAAAAGAGUAAAGAUGCUUUUACCACAGAGCCUCCAGCCGAGAUUGAACCAACUGAGUCUUUCAUCAGUGUGGACGGAUCAGAUACUGUUGAUUUAACACCAUCCAUUAAGAAAAGACGCCAUGCAGAACAGCCCGAUCCACCUGCUGUUGUGAUGGUGAUGAUCUACAGGUCUCUGGGUGGACUCCUUCCAGAGAGUUAUGAUCCGGACCGUCGCAGUCUUAGACUGCCCACUCGUCCUGUCAUCAACACUCCUGUAGUGAGCGUGGUGGUCCACAGGGACGGAGAGCCUCUCCCCACCCCACUCCAGAGACCCAUCACCCUGAACUUCAGGCUCCUGGAGACCCACGAGAGGACCAAACCUGUGUGCGUCUACUGGAACCACUCCAUCCUGGUUUCUGGUGGAGGCGCCUGGUCUUCUAAAGGCUGUGAGCUGGUCUUCAGAAACUCGACUCAUAUCAGCUGCCAGUGCAACCACAUGACCAGCUUUGCUGUCCUCAUGGACAUCUCCAAACGAGAGCAUGGUGAUGUUCUUCCUCUGAAAGUGGUGACCUAUACGACAGUGUCCGCCUCUCUGGUGGCCCUCCUCAUCACCUUCCUCCUGCUGGCCAUUCUUCGCAAGCUGCGCUCCAACCUACACAGCAUCCACAAGAACCUGGUGGCCGCCAUCUUUCUCUCUGAGCUCAUCUUCCUCACUGGCAUCAAUCAGACUGACAGUCCGUUUGUAUGUACUGUUGUGGCCAUUCUGCUACAUUAUUCGUGCAUGUGCGCAUUUGCCUGGAUGUUUGUGGAGGGGCUGCACAUCUAUCGCAUGCUGACCGAGAUGCGUAACAUCAACCAGGGCCACAUGCGCUUCUACUACGCCAUCGGCUGGGGGAUUCCUGCUAUUAUCACUGGUCUGGCUGUGGGUUUGGAUCCUCAGGGUUAUGGAAACCCUGACUUCUGUUGGCUCUCUGUUUAUGACACUCUUAUCUGGAGCAUCACAGGACCAAUCUCCAUAGUAGUGCUGAUAAAUACAGUCCUAAUUGUGCUGGCAGCCAAAGCCUCGUGUGGACGGCGCCAGCGAAUGGAAAAGUCAGGAGCAAUCUCUGCUCUUCGAGUGGCCUUCCUCCUCCUGUUGCUCAUCAGCGCCACCUGGCUGCUGGGUCUAAUGGCAGUCAACAGUGAUGUGUUGUCCUUCCACUACCUCUUUGCCAUCCUCAGCUGCUUGCAGGGCAUUUGCAUCUUCUUUUUCCACUGUAUUCUCAACAAAGACGUGAGGAGGAACCUUAAAAGUACCUUUACAGGGAAGAAAGUACCAGCUGAAGAUCCCAGUACAACACGGGCUACCUUACUCACACGUUCUCUGAAUGGUGACGUCUACACGGAGGAUGGAGGUCUGUACCGGACCACCAUUGGAGAGUCCACUGUUUCUCUACAGACCUCUGUUAGAUCAGGCAAGAGUCACGGCAGCAGCUACCUUGUUUCCACACUCAGGGAGAAGAAACGCAGCAUAUCGUCUAAUGGUGGAAAUGUGGGGCAUGACGAAGGAGACUCGUCGCUCUUCUUCCACAAGAGUAAAAAGGCAGAAGACUCGGAUUCGGACAGUGAGCUCUCAGUGGAUGAACACAGCAGCUCCUACGCUUCCUCCCACUCCUCGGACAGCGAGGACGAGGCCAGGCACUCCAGGACCAAAUGGAAUAACGAGAGAACGCCCAUCCAUAGCACUCCGAAAGUUGAUGCUGUGUCCGGUCAAGGGAAGCCAUACUGGCCGCAGGAGCCGCCCACAGCCAGUGAGGAGCCAGGUGGUCCAGAGAAACUGCGGGUGGAAACGAAAGUGAAUGUGGAGCUUCAUCAAGGGAAUAAAUUAAAUCACAAUGGAGAUGUGUCUCAAAGUGAGAGUUCACCCAGUCAGCCAAACAGCAACCAGUUACCCAGAAGAGGCAUUUUAAAGAACAAGAUGACAUAUCCACCCCCACUGACGGACAAGAACAUGAAGAACCGCUUGAGGGAGAAGCUUAGUGACUACAACCCACCCCAGAUCCCCCGAAAGACUCCAUCGGUGGGGUCAAACGAGGGGGUUCGCUCAGGAACCGAGGCCAACAGCAUCAUCAUCAAACCACCUCCAUUACCACCUCAGUCUGCACUGAACGGGAUGACCGUAGAGCUGGGCACGAGCCCCGUGACCCUGGCAGACAAAGACUUUGAUUCGGAUGGCAGCAAUGAAACAUCAAUCUGAGUCUUCAACUUGAAGGAUGCUGAAUGAACUGGAGCGGGUUUGAACCAGUUUCUGUGUCCCCACUAUUAUUAAAGCACAACAUUGUCCUGCUCUGAAAUAGUUUUUAGUAUUUAUAAAGGUUCAUUUAAUACAAAAGGAAGCCGGGCGCUAGCUAUCCCAGCAUUCCAAAGUGCUACAUUGUCCAAGUUGAGCAGAAAAGUUUUCUGACAUCGAAAAGGAUAAAGCUGAUCUGGAGUUACAGCAAAAGACUUUGAUAUUAUUUAGCAUU
This is a messenger RNA of Sinocyclocheilus anshuiensis, 9383 nucleotides long. It is a transcript of the gene celsr1b, whose product is annotated as cadherin EGF LAG seven-pass G-type receptor 1b. The record is from RefSeq and is a predicted model, not a curated record. Gene Ontology annotation, cellular component: plasma membrane. Bases 128 to 9115 code for a protein of 2995 amino acids. Lineage: Eukaryota; Metazoa; Chordata; Actinopteri; Cypriniformes; Cyprinidae. The transcript has 34 exons. Gene Ontology annotation, molecular function: G protein-coupled receptor activity; calcium ion binding. Gene Ontology annotation, biological process: cell surface receptor signaling pathway; G protein-coupled receptor signaling pathway; homophilic cell-cell adhesion.